AACUGUUGUGCGUACCCGUUACCCCGCCAUACAGCCGGCUGCCACAGAGUACUCGCACUACAGAGGAUCGCAGCUUUCCGCUCGCUACAAACCUCAUUCGACGCGCGGCGCUCUAGCUGUCGCUACACUGCAUGCGCUCCGACGCGACACCCGAACAUGCGUGCGCAAUGUUUACAUCCCGCGUCGCGAUACGAUAAACAGUGAAAGCUCCGUCAACUGUGUGUGUGAGGUUAUUCUAAGGACACUAGUGUUGCCAUUUCAAGGAUAUUAUGACGUUUUCCGGCGGAAUGAAGGAGAAUAAACAACGAAAAGACUGUUGGGAGUCAGAGCUCGGUUACGGCUGGACUCAGACUGGACAACGGCGAUGUCGGUCAAAUAGGCCAGAGUCAACGAUGUCGGUCAGCAGUGACAUCAGGUUCACUCGGCGGAAGAUGAGCCGACCCUGCAGGGGAUGCUGCGCGGCUCUGGCAGCUCUGCUGGUGCUGCUACUCUUUGCUGCAGUAGCUAUUUACCUCGGCCAUAUGUUCCUGUUUGGAGAUCCGUUAAAGCGGCAGACAUUCAAAGGAUCGUUUAUAGCCACGGCGUGGGGUCACAGAGAGGAAGGCGAUUUCGACGCAAAUGACAACAGCACCAGCGAGGGGGAGAUGCGGCAGAUGCUCUAUAAUAUCUACAGCAACUCGGAACUGCGCUCUUGUUUCGUAUCCGCUGAUAUUCUUGCGUUAGACAAUGCAGAUGAUGGGACGCGGGUUCACUUCGAGGUGUCAUUUGAACCAAUAUUUACUGCAGUGAGCACGACAGACGUCAAGUCAGUGAUGCAGCGAGCGAUUCUUGCACCUUAUUUCGCCGCUGCCGGAGCUCAGCCAGAUACUCUACAGAUCGAGGAAAGUUCUGUGAUAUCGUCGCAAGCUCUGAAAGAAAGUGAAACCACGAUCGCCGAGCCGCCCACAACUGAGCCGAUGAUGCCCGACGUUGAAGAGCUGCAGGAAUGUUCGCCGCUAGUACUCUCGCUGUGUUCCCAUUUGCCGUACAACAUUACUACAUACCCCAACUUGGUGGGUCACGCCACCAAGGACAUACUGUUGCGUGACCUCGUGGCGUUCAGAGAGUUGUUAGAUGCAGAAUGCUCGCACCUUGCUCAAGACUUCGUAUGUCAAAUGUUGCAACCGCGAUGUGAGGAAGGUCGACUGGUGUAUCCAUGUCGUUCCUACUGUCGUAAGUUCCACGCGGGAUGCGGGUCGCGCCUCCCAGACCGACUGAAGCCCCAUUUCGACUGCGCCCGGUUCCCAGACUACUUUGGACCCGGCUCCUGCGCACCCGAACCAGAUUGUCACAAUAGCCUCCAGCGGCUCGCCCUCUCCCGGCGCUUGUGCGACGGCCUGCCGGACUGCGCUGAUGCAUCAGACGAGCGGGAGUGCUCCCACUGCUCGUCGGUGGGGAGUAACAGCCUGCGGUGCGCGCUGCACGACAGAUGUUUGCCGCCACACCUGCGCUGCGACGGAACACCCGACUGUGCUGAUGGCAGCGACGAAUCAGGCUGCUUAUGGGUGACUCGAUCAUUAGCUUCGUGGAAGAGAGAGAACAGCGAGACCACGUUGGGGUCAAUCCGCAGUAGAGUCGGGUACGCCGUAUGGGCGGAGCGAGGUCAUUAUGGUAAAAUCUGUGCGGCGCCGCAUGAGGACAACAAGCAAGCCUUGAUGAGCGUCGCGACUUCGUUGUGCACAUCCCUAUCAUUUAGAUCAGCAAUAACAGCCGAAGUUGUACCUGAUAUGGAAGAGUUCGACGAAGACGCCGGUAACAGUACAACGAAAAAAUCACUGCCUGAAUAUGUGGAGAUAGUGGACCCGAACGCGCCUGAGAUUUCUUUCAUUCGGAGCGAAUGUCCCGAGAAAAAAGUUAUCAAAGUUGUCUGCGAUCAGUUAGUAUGUGGAGUCCCGUCGGCUCGCGGCGCAAGGUCGGCAGACGGGGUGGAAGGAUUGCCUCGUUCUGCUCAGCCUGGUGACUGGCCCUGGCACGCGGUGCUCCUCAGAUCCCACGUGCAUGCAUGCGAUGCAAUCCUCGUGCACGCCUCCUGGCUUAUAUCUACUGCUUCUUGUUUUCAGGGACAACCGAAAGCUGAGUGGACUGCAAGAUUAGGAUCGGUACGAGUUCAAAGCACAACACCCUGGCAGCAGGAACGGCGAAUAGUAGGGAUGGUGCGAUCUCCGGUAGAAGGCAGCAUGCUCGCACUAAUUCGACUGGAGGAGCCAUUGGAAAUGACCGACUUCGUUCGACCAGCCUGCUUGCCAGGAAAUGGUUUUAAGAUGGACAAUAAAAGCACUUGUAAUACGCUUGGUUGGAGAAGGAAUAGAGAUCAACUACAGAGAGUUCAUUUAGUGGCAACUUCGAUGAAUACUUGCGAGAACGUCAGUAUCGCUACUGGGAAUGGUAUUUGUGCGGAGCCGCUUUACGAUCAGGAUGACUGCGACGAAGAAGAAUACGCUGGCAGUUCCAUGAUGUGUUUCGAUGGAGUCAGUAAACACUGGUCGUUAGUCGGAGUCAGUGGUUGGCGCAUAGCUUGCACCAAGAUCGGUUUAGGAAGGCCUCGGAUUUACGAUGACGUCACAUCACAUGUGGAUUGGAUUCUCAAAACUAUAUCGAAUUCCUCUAGGUGACAAUACCUAGCAACAUUAAAAGACUGCAGUAACAAAAAGUAAAAUAAUACUUGUAUAGAUGACAGUGAUUAUUAGUACCUACCUACCUAGCUAUAGACUGUAGCAGAUUUUUUUAAUUUAUUUGUGGGUAGUGACAAUUAUCUACCAAAAAAGAGAAGAGAGAAUUAAUGGAUCUAGAAAUAUUAUUAAUACCUGAAACUGAAUCUCCUCUAAAAUACUGUAACAUGUAAACAAUCACUGACACUAAUAUUAAUGUUGAUGAAACUCAACUAAAUGCCAUGAGAACAGAAUGUGAAAACCACAUUCGUUCCAUAACUUUCUUUUGUCAUCACAUCAUUCAUAUUAAUAUUUGGUCCCAGCUUUAGGUGUGAUUAAUUUUCUAUAAGUAUUUCUUCGAAAUUGUUCUGUUUCGUGUUUAUAACUCUAUUAACCUACAGUGGGUGAACAGGUCAACAUUGUUGCCUGACAAAAUUACUCAGGCAGCAUGUUUAUCUAAACCAUAAACCAUCUGGUUAACACAAGUGGUUACGAAUAUGUUGAAGUAGUAUAAGUUUGAAAGGGUUUAUAUGAUGCCGUUGAUGGAAGAAGCCAACGGUGAACGAAGUAUGUCAAGUCCCUGGCCAAUGGGGGUUUCAUUUCUGCCUGCUUUGACACAGUUGUGGCUAGUUAGACAUUACACCAGUAAUACGGAAAUGAUGCAGUAAAUACAUUGACCUUUGAUUGAUGUGUAUAUUUAGGUAUCUAACUAUAAACACUAACCUAACAGAUAAGAUAUUUGCAAGUUUGUGUAUGUCAGGUGAACCAUGAGAUUGACAACUAUAAGGAAUACUAUUUUUACAGUAACACAAGUACAGUUUUUUCUGAAUGCUUAACAUAACUGCUCUCAAAUAAACAAAAUUGCAACCAAACUAGUUUGUAAUAAAGGUGAUAUGAAUGAAAGGUCUUCCUCAAGAAAAAUAGGACUAAUCUACAUUGCAUAUUUUGAUUUAUAAUCUUGUAUAGUUUUUGUUGCAUGGCAAGCUAAUUUUUUUUUGGUCAUUUAAAGUUACACUGAGUAGUGGUACAGAAAAUAAAGAAAAAUAUUUUGUAAGGCCAAAAAGUUCAAAAUAGUGUACUUGGCUAAAUAUAUAUUGCCUAUUAUUGAAAUCAAAGUUUAAAAUUUAUAAAUGCAUAUUUUAUAGGUACAAACCCAUUGUUAAUAUUUAAUAAUUAUAUUAGUUUAUAGUCAUUUAUUGUAAAUAUAAUGAUAAUGUUGUUUUUGCAAUUAAUAAUAAAUUAGUUUGUUUACAA
Molecule: messenger RNA, 3941 nt
Organism: Leptidea sinapis
Lineage: Eukaryota; Metazoa; Arthropoda; Insecta; Lepidoptera; Pieridae
Product: atrial natriuretic peptide-converting enzyme-like
Exons: 12
Coding region: 270-2651 (793 amino acids)
Biological process (GO): proteolysis
Molecular function (GO): protein binding; serine-type endopeptidase activity
Source: RefSeq, a predicted model, not a curated record